Molecule: messenger RNA, 3567 nt
Organism: Mauremys reevesii (Reeves's turtle)
Lineage: Eukaryota; Metazoa; Chordata; Testudines; Geoemydidae
Product: tripartite motif-containing protein 72-like
Exons: 14
Coding region: 1272-2687 (471 amino acids)
Molecular function (GO): zinc ion binding; protein binding
Source: RefSeq, a predicted model, not a curated record
CUCAGGGGCCCAGCCGGAGGCACGCUGCAGCUCUUCCGCUGCGGCUCCGGGUGAGGAGGAAGCUGGAGGUAAGAGGUACAGUAACUCUGUGGCCUGAAGCCAAGACCCAAACCAGACCCCGCGUGGAGUAUACAAGAUGGCAGCAGGCUCACGAGAUGACAGCUGGGUGUUCACAGGGGAAUGAUGGAUGUUAACUGCCACAGAUGGCCACUGGAACCUACAUGUACCACGACCACCCGUUCCUCCCCAGCACUGCACAAAAGACUGUCUAGAUGUCUCAAGAGAGCUGCAACCUUCAAACUCACAGCUGAUAACAAUCAUCCACCCCCUGGGCAGAAAGAACAGCAAGCAGCCAUUCGUCCAGACAGCCUCCUGGCUUGGGCAGACAGCAAUCAACAGUCUGGACUCUGACCCUCUGGGCGGGGCAAAGCAACAAGCAGGCUUUAGCCCAAAGCCUUUGGGCGGGGCAGUUUAGCCACCUCUGCUAUAAACAUCAGUCAAGCAGCAAGCACAGAACAAACUCACCCCCAUUUAUCAGCUCCUCCACCUGGAGAACUUUGCAAAACCCCCGUUUGCUAGCCAAUGCUACACAGGAAACCUAGGCUUGUGCACUGCCCAGCAUCCAGUUGGUUCAGGAUUCUCUUUUGUACAGUGUUACUGUAUGGCUCUUCACCAGCUGCUCCACCUCAGAGCCCUGCUUGCUCAGGAGGGGUCAUUCCUCAUAUGGCCUUUGUUUUCCCUGUGGGAACUGCCAUGUCUGAAUAGACAUGCAGAAGCUCCUUGGCCAGCCACAGAAACCCACACCAAGGAUGUCGAGGAGGAGCUGGAGCCCAGCCUGGUGGAGCAAAAUGACAGGAAGCUGAUCUGGGAGGCUGUCGUCAGACCAGGCACGGAGAACAGCUGAGCCAGCGGGUGACUGCGGUGGGCAGCAUUCUGAAUAAAUUAUACGGCACCAUUCCAGAUGACUAGCAAUACUCAAACGUUAAAUCUGGGAGUACAAAUCCAGAGAAGAUGCGGAAGCUGUGUGAACUCGUCCUGAGCUGGAACAGGGACUGCAGACAAAAAACUGGCCGGUGUCCUGUGCUUCCCAGAACAGCAGUGCGUUAUUGAUCUAUAUAUAGAGGCGGGGAGGGGCCGUGGGUCAGUCGCGCUGCGGCUGAGCCCAUCCCAGCAGUCAGCUGCUCCAUCCGAUCUCUACACCUCAUCGCCCUCCAGCCGGACCCUGCUCCCCAAGCCGUCUCCUCCAAUCUCACCCGCCCCACCACCCAGCCAUGUCGAACUCCAAGCAGCGCCUGAUGCAGGGCAUGCACCAGGACCUGAGCUGCCCCAGCUGCCUGAAGCUGUUCAAGGCCCCGGUGACGGCUGAGUGCGGCCACACCUUCUGCCUGGAGUGCCUGUCCCAGGCCGCGGCCUGCCCCACCUGCCAGGCCCCCACCAAGGUGGAGCAGCUGCGCAUCAACCAGCAGAUGGAGCACCUGGUGCAGUGCUUCCGGCAGGUGCCCCACGACCACUGCGAGGAGCACAUGGACCCCCUGAGCGUCUACUGCGAGCAGGACCAGCAGGUCAUCUGCGGGGUGUGCGCCUCGCUGGGCAAGCACAAGGGCCACAACAUCAUCACGGCCGCCGAGGCCCACCAGAGGAUGAAGAAACAACUUCCCCAGCAGCAAAUUCAACUGCAGGAGGCACAAGUGCGUAAGGAGAAAACGAUCACUCUGCUGAACAGACAGAUAGCAGAGGUGGAGGACACAGUGGUGCGAUUCAAGCAGCAGGUGUCGGAGCAGCUGGGGGUGAUGCGCGCCUACCUGGUGACGCUGGAGGCCUCGCUGGGCCGGGAGGCAGAGCGGGUGCAGCAGCAGGCCACAGCCGUGCUGCGGGAUGAGCACAAGACCAUGGGCCACUACCUAGACCAGCUCAAGCAGAUGGAGGCCGUGCUGGGCGAGGUGCAGGAGGAGAGUCAGACCGAGUUCCUGAGGAAAUACUGCCUGGUGGCCAGCAGGCUGCAGAAGAUCCUGGGAGAGUCCCCUCCAGUUGCCCGGAUGGACAUCCAGCUGCCAAUCAUCACAGAUGACUUCAAGUUCCAGGUGUGGAGGAAGAUGUUCCGUGCACUGAUGCCAGCUCUGGAGAACCUGACCUUUGACCCGGACACGGCCCACCCCAACCUGGUGGUGUCGGAGGACGGCAAGCGGGUGGAGUGCGUGGAGCACAAGCAGCCAGUGAGCUCGGAUGACCCAGGCCGCUUCGACAAGUCCAACUGCGUGGUGAGCCGCCAGAGCUUCUCCAGCGGCGAGCACUACUGGGAGGUGACGGUGGGCGACAAGCCGCGCUGGGGGCUGGGCCUCAUCUCGGCCGAGGCAGGGCGAAAGGGUCGGCUCCAGGCUCUGCCCUCCAAUGGCUUCUGGCUGGUGGGCUGCAAGGAAGGCAAGAACUACGAGGCCCACGUGGAGCACAAGGAGCCGCGGCUGCUGCGGGUGGAGACCAAGCCCAGCCGGAUCGGGCUGUAUCUCAGCUUCGAGGACGGGAUGCUGGGGUUCUACGACGCCAGCGACGAGGACAACCUGGUGCAGCUCUUCGCCUUCCACACGCGCUUCACCACCACCGUCUACCCCUUCUUCGACGUCUGCUGGCACGACAAGGGCAAGAACAGCCAGCCGCUGGUCAUCUAUGAGCCAGAGCCGGAGGCCUCCUAACGGCUCCCUGCAGAGCCAGAGGUGCCGUAGCCAUGCCCAGCCUCGCCCCAAGGAGCCAGGAGUGCCAUAACCAUGUUGCCAAAGGCGCUGUAGCCACGCCCAGCCAUGCUCUAUGCUGCCAGAUGUGCCACAGCCAUGCCCAACCUUGACCCAAGAUGCCAGAGCGGAAGGUGCCACAACCAUAUCCCACGUCACCAGAAGAGCCAUGACCACGCCCAGCCGGCCCUACAUCACCAGCUGUGCCAUAACCUCACCUCACAUCAUCACGGCCAGACCCAACCAUGCCCACAUCACCAAAUGAGCCACAGGCACUCCCAACCAUGUCACCUGGGCUGGCGGUGCUGAAACCACGCCCAGCCACACCCCACAUCCCCAGAGAAGCCGUGCCCUGCCAUGCCUCGCUAUGCCUGACAUCACCAGACCAGGAGGUGCCUCAACCGUGGCCAACCUCACUGGAAGUUCCAUAACUAUGUUGUCAGACACUCUGUAACCACAGCUAACCACAUCCUACAUCAUCAGAAGCUCCGUACGAUGCUUUGUCAUGCUACCAUCAACAGAAGUGCCAUUAUCAUGGCCCUCCCAUCACCAGAGAUUCAUGCCCCCAUUACCAAAGGCAUCUCAAUCAUGCCCAAGCAUGUGUCCAUUACCAAAGACUCCCUGGCCAUGCCCACAUAGCUGGAAGUGCCAUAACCAUACCCCAUGCCAUCACAGAUCCUCCAGACAUUCGGAGCCCAUGGGGCCCAUCUCCAAGCUCCCUGGGACUGGCAGUGACCCGACGUGGUUCCAAGGCUCUGGGAUCUGUACAGCCGCUGCUGGGAUCUGAGCAUGUUCGCAUCCACCCAGAUAUGGUCUCCAAUAAAACAUGGUCAUGUCCACUCUG